AUGCCUCAUCCCGCUGCCUUCUUCUUCGUCGUCGACGCGCCUCAUUCCACCGCCUUCCCUGUCGCCGGCGCGCCUCAUCCCACCGCCUUCCCUGGCGCUAGCGCGCCCAUUCCCACGGCCUUCCCCACCGCCGGCGUGCCCCUUCCCGCACUGAGCCGCCGGAUCCAGGCCUUUGCGGGCCCGUGCUAUUCUCCACUGCCGAAUCCACGCAGCGUCUCUCCGAGCAGCUCCAGCCACUCCGCGCUGCCGCCGCUGGGAUCCACCUCCUCUCAUCUCACCUGCCACAGCCUCACCACCUCCUCCCGCCCACCCGCCCCAACCCUGAACGCGAUGCCCCCCACCGCCGGAGCCAGGGCGCAGCGGCCUGUCUUCACGCCUCGCUUCCACAUCCUGCCGGCGCAGUCUGGGUCGACCAUCAUGCCAGCGACCUGCUACAUACCAAACUCAGAUCUGGCAUCACCGGCCUCGGAUCUGGCCACCCUGGCCGCGUCACCCCUCCUCAUCUCGCCGCAGUUCGCCAUCAUCAGACGGGAACCCCCUGCAUGCCAUUGA
Messenger RNA from Aegilops tauschii subsp. strangulata, 552 nucleotides. The record is from RefSeq and is a predicted model, not a curated record. NCBI's taxonomy places the organism in Eukaryota, Viridiplantae, Streptophyta, Magnoliopsida, Poales, Poaceae.